AUGAACGGUUUCGCGUGUGUUGUCCUGCUGAUCAGUUUGACGCAGCUGUCAUCCGCAGACAACCCGCCGCUACCGGCCCCAUACGAGCUCGACGAUUGGGACAAGUGUACCGGCGGCGAUCCGGUGGUGUACUGUAUGGUCCGAGUAGUCGUACCGAGUGCCACCGAGGUCGAUGAUCGGAAACACUUUCGCAGGACACUUCUCGAUCGUGGCGUUUGUCUGACGACGGCUCGUGAGCUCGUGCAGAACUAUACACAAGAUGGCGACGGGGAGGUCACGUUUCCUGCUUCGUGGAAGCAAACGGAUCGCUACAUUCUGGGCCGCAGUUUCUAUCCACAGGCAUAUCAUCCACACCCGGAAGAGGAACGUAUGGCCAGUGUUCUGGUGCGUCAAUACUGUUUGCGGAACUUUUCGCACGAACGCUACAACGUAGCGUUGAAGAUUGCGCUCUCGAUUGCCGUCAGUCUGGCAUGUAUUUUGUGUGUUAAACGACUCUGGUGGCCAUCCAGAGUGUUGUUGGCAGCCCCUCAGACAGCCGGUGGAGAGUGCCAGCGACACUUUCUGUUGUUUGAUUUGUACAAAUGCUACGGUCUGGUGGGUGUUGUCCUUGCGCACUGCUGUCUGUUUGGUCCGUUUCUGAUGCCGAUGAAGGAUAUGGCCGAGCUGGAGAGGGUACUUACCCAACCCAACAUCAAACUGGCCCGCAUGGUGUUCCCGUUCCUGAUGCUGGUCUUUUUCAUCAUGAGCUCCAUGCUACUGACGGUGAAGCUGCUGGAGAAUGCAAGGAGAUCUGAUCCCCGGCGACCUACAUUAGCGGCGAUCAUCGGGCACCGGCUGAUAAGGCUACAGCCGCUGAACGUGCUGACGGUGGGCUUUUGUGCGCUCGCCUACGAGCACUUCGUCGCCGGUCCGCUUGGACCGCGUCAGCUGAUCGUGGAACAAACCAUGUGCCGCGCGCACUGGCUGACCAAUCUGCUGUUCCUGUCCAACUACAACACGCGCGAACCGUGCCUGCCACACUCGUGGUACGUGAGCACCGACUUUCAGCUGUUCGUCACGACGGCCACCGUGCUCUACGCAAUGCAUAGGUGGCCACACUGGAAAAGUGCCAUCCUGACCGGGCUAGUGUUGUGUGCGUUCCUGGGACCCUUUCUCACCGUGCUCGGGAACGACUUCGAUCCGAUCGGACCCACAAGUCUGCACGAGAUGCGCUUCUUUCUGCUCGACAGCCGCUUCAUGGCGCGGCUCUACACACCGUUCUACAACAACCUGUGCUGGAGUGUCGGUGGAAUGGCGGCCGGAUUUGUGUACGAUCGCUGCCGAACCGCGCUCGAGGCGCCUUCGUUGACAGAUGACCAGAGGAGGCGCAUCGUUCGGCGCGUGAACCUAUCGCUGCUGCUGGCGUUCACGCUGCUCGCUACGUUCAUCCAUCUCACGAUCGAAGCUUCCGAAAGCUCGGCCAAUGCUAGCCGCUGGCGGCUAGCGGCCUACUACUCGCUGUACAAGCUUUCGGCGGCCGCUUUCUUCAGUGUGCUGUUCGUGCGCAUUUUGCUAACCGAAACUGAUUUCUACGGCUCGGUGGUGGUCAGAUGUGGCGCAAAGCUUUACUAUGCCGUCUACUUGAUACAUUUUCCGAUUUUCCGCAUCGUGUUUAGCAACGAAACGGCGGUACGGGACGUGUCGACAGAACUGCUGGUCUGGAUGGGAUUGAAGGUGUUCGUCAUAUCGUACUUCUGUGCCGUGCUGCUGCACUACACCGUAGAGCGACCGCUUAUCGGCUUCUUGAGGCGCAUUUGCUUUCGUUCGCAGUAG
Molecule: messenger RNA, 1812 nt
Organism: Anopheles cruzii
Lineage: Eukaryota; Metazoa; Arthropoda; Insecta; Diptera; Culicidae
Exons: 7
Coding region: 1-1812 (603 amino acids)
Molecular function (GO): acyltransferase activity, transferring groups other than amino-acyl groups
Source: RefSeq, a predicted model, not a curated record